Molecule: messenger RNA, 2160 nt
Organism: Brienomyrus brachyistius
Lineage: Eukaryota; Metazoa; Chordata; Actinopteri; Osteoglossiformes; Mormyridae
Gene: rras
Product: RAS related
Exons: 6
Coding region: 839-1432 (197 amino acids)
Biological process (GO): signal transduction
Cellular component (GO): plasma membrane
Molecular function (GO): GTP binding; GTPase activity; GDP binding
Source: RefSeq, a predicted model, not a curated record
AACAGUGAAAUUAAACAAUUUAUUGCUUAGAGUAGUAAAUAUUUUACGCUUUGAAGGACACUCCCAGGUCAUACAUACUCAUGAGGCUUCGAGAAACUCUUGGAUGAGGAAAAAGGUCGCCUCUGGCUAUAAAAAAAAGAACUGAGCAGGAGAAGAAAAUAACGUGAAGAAAACGUCGGGAGCAGGAAUCGGGUCUAGCUGGUUAUAAAGGCGAUCUGUGCGCAUUUACCACGGCUCGGGCAGGAAAGCGGCUGGUUUAGAUUAUUAGUAGUUGGGGUUACUUUCGAGUUACUUUCGAGUAGUGAAGCUGCCGAAGGCGGGUGCGGAAGGGAGCGACGGGGCGCUUUGCGGAACAGUGCGGCUCCCGACGUCGACUUUGGGGAUUCAGACUCCGCUCUUGGACCUUAAGAGCCGCCAAUGCGAAACGCGCUCCGCGAAUCCUGAAACACCAACUGCUGACAAAGGAACUAUACGGGCCCUGUGAUUUUAAAACCAUGUAAUGUUCUUUUAUAUGUUUGCAAGGAGCGUGUUUUGUUUUUCCUGUUUUGAAUGUAGGCCUAUUAUUAAUACUUAGAUACAAAAAUAUGAAAAAUUAGGGUGUUUGGACCGAAAUCUGAAAUCCGGGAAACUGAUAACAGACUGAAAACUGAUUAGAUAACAGCAUUGUGGCCUGCUCUUUCUCUUCGUCUUAUACACAAAAGAUUUUUGUAUAUUUUUGUGGGUUUUUUCCGUGCUGCAAGUCUGCUUAUUAACCGUCGUUUUCGACCUGUUUAAUUUGCAAAAGGACAGAGGAUAUCCGGGUGUAAAUCAAGGUCAUAAAACUACCAACCAGGUAGUCAUGUCGACAGAAGAAGAAAGGUUCAAACUUGUUGUGGUGGGUGGAGGCGGAGUGGGCAAAAGUGCUUUAACGAUCCAGUUCAUACAGUCCUACUUUGUGUCAGAUUAUGAUCCCACCAUCGAAGAUUCCUACACAAAGAUCUGUAACGUGGAUGGGAAGCAGACCAGGCUAGACAUCCUGGACACGGCGGGGCAGGAGGAAUUUGGUGCCAUGCGGGAACAGUACAUGCGCUCUGGGGAGGGAUUUCUGCUUGUGUUCGCUCUCAAUGACAGAGGGAGUUAUAACGAGAUCCACAAGUUCCACACGCAGAUCUUGAGGGUGAAAGACCGCGACGACUUCCCCAUGGUCCUGGUCGGGAACAAAGCAGAUCUGGAGGCCCAGAGAACGAUCCCUAAAGAAGAAGCCCAGGCCUUUGCGAGAGAGAACAGGAUCCAUUACAUGGAGUCCUCAGCCAAGAGUCGCCUCAAUGUGGAUGAAGCUUUCUUCGAGGUCAUUCGAGCGAUAAGAAAGUUCCAGGAGACUGAAAAUCCACCCCUUCCCUCCCACAACCCCGACAAACAGCGACCUGCAAGCUGCCCCUGUACCCUGCUUUAACUGUCCGGCACCCAUACCUUCUGCUGAUCACCACAGCCACUCCUGCCUUGGUGACUGACACCCCCCCCCCCUGCACCCAGGGUCUUGUACGGCCGUAAAUGGGAGAAGAUCUGAAGAAUGGACAGAUUUUGGUGGAGGAGAGAGAGGGAGAGGGCGUGUUCCAGCAGAAGAGGAUCGGGGGGAGGAGCUGGAUUGUGAAUCAUUCCAACUUAUUGCUGUUUGUUUUUUUUUUUUUAAUCUUACAUAUUUUUUACAAUGUUCUGUGUUUAUAUCUCAAUCUGUACAAAGUUUAAAGUAGGUGGGGAUUGGGGGCUGGUGCCUGGGGGCUGGGCCAGGUUGGGGGUGGGGGAGAUGGUGAGAACCCAGUAACACUAUGAAACUGGGCAGCACUACACAGGUGGGAGGUGCUCAGGGCUACCUGGACACGGACAGUGCCUUCUUCACACGACUUAACGUGUAUCAUCAAGCAGAAGUGUGCCACACUAAAGCUGCACGCGUGUGCUCUACAUGUGCUGACAUGCAGGGUCUACAGAGCCCUGGCACCCGCAGACUAACCAGUGUGCCAAGCAGGGGCUCGUGCUCCAUAAGGGUGUGCGAGUGUGUGACUGUCUAUGGAAAUGCAUCGCUGUGUGUCACAGUGGGCCGUGGAUGGCCACAAGCUGAUAUUAUAUUACAUAUUACAAUUUUGUACCAAAAACAAUGUCUGAUUAAAAUGGUCAGUACUGCGA